This is a messenger RNA of Aspergillus heteromorphus CBS 117.55, 1220 nucleotides long. RefSeq names its product mitochondrial 54S ribosomal protein uL16m. Gene Ontology annotation, cellular component: mitochondrial large ribosomal subunit; ribosome. The coding region runs from base 90 to 785 and encodes 231 amino acids. Gene Ontology annotation, molecular function: structural constituent of ribosome; rRNA binding. The transcript has 3 exons. Gene Ontology annotation, biological process: mitochondrial translation. Lineage: Eukaryota; Fungi; Ascomycota; Eurotiomycetes; Eurotiales; Aspergillaceae. The record is from RefSeq and is a predicted model, not a curated record.
CCGAGGGCCUGAAACUCUGCGGUCUAUCCAACAGUCGCUCUCCCCCUCCCUCAAUCCCCAACAAGCACGGCGGAUUGACCCGGAUCGCAAUGGGUCCGCAACUGAAAAUGUUCUCGGGCCCUCAGAUGGCCUUCUUCCGGCCGUCCUGUUUGUCGACGCCCUUCUCGGCCUUCCCACUAUCACGAUGCUUUUCGACAACCUCGCCUGCCCUUGAUUGGCUUACCCCCAAGGUCGCCGAGCGAUCCAAGUCCCCCAAGGGUCGUCCACAUGUCGCGACUGGUGGUUCCUCCCGCGGUACAACGGUCGUCUGGGGCCAGUAUGGCUUGCGGAUGAAGGACCACGACCGUCGGUUGCCGGCCUCGUCCCUGAAAAUCGCCGAGGAUACGAUCAAGAGACGUCUGAGGGGUAUGAACUACCAGUUGUACAAGCGAGUGAGCGCGAACAUCGGUGUCUACACGAAGGGAAAUGAACAGCGUAUGGGUAAGGGUAAGGGAAAGUUCGACUACUGGACGGCCAAGGUUGCCGUGAGCAGAAUUGUCUUCGAGCUCCAGGGUGACCUGCACGAGAAGGUCGCCAGGGAGGCGUUCCGUCUGGCGGGUCACAAGCUGCCCGGCCUUUGGGAAUUCGUCAAGAAGGGCGACCCGCCCAUGGUCGGAAUAACCAAACUCGGCAACGGAGUCACCUUGGAAACCCUCAAACGCGCACGCAGAAGCCCAGCCCUGGGCACCGAGAACCUCCCGAAACCCCCCACCUCCACCUCCUCCAGCCCCUCUGCUUCCCAAUAAAUCCAGCGCGCCAAUUUCAACUUCAAAUCAUGCCCAUUACCACGGUUUAUUCACAACAAUUUUGUUUUUGUGACGUCUAGGCCCCGACGUCCGAACCAGGCCCAUACCCUUGUUCUCUCCUGAUUUUUGCCGCCAGCGCUGCACCCUCCUCCGGGGUUUCGGGCUUCAGGUCUUGUGUAUAUUAUCAUCAGCUUUAGAUUCUGUGUCUUCCGAUUGAUUAUCGCCCGGUGUUGAUGUCUUCAUACGCGGAGUUAGGAAACGAAGAUCAACUGUACCUUUGUCUGUGAAUCCGGAGAGACCCGAAGUAGACUCUCCUUGUUCAAGCUUCCGUGCGAGAGGAGUGUCUCCAUUACCGUUACCGUUGCCAUUACCAUUGUUGUUGCCGUUGCCUCCCAGAGUGGUUCUCAUUUCACUCGUCGUAUGUUGGGAGCUGCC